AUGCCGAAUUUCUCCUACAGCAGCUGGCUCAUCGCCAUCCCUCCUACCGAGCUUGCCCCUCCGCUGUACACGGAGUACCAUGAAGCUGAGCUACAUCUUCCGCAACAUGACUGGUCGAAAACCCGUCCCGGAGAUGGACAAAGAUUUUUCUUUGUCGCCGGGCAUGUGAGAGGUGUGCAUUUCUGGAAAUGUACGUCUCCCUCGCUAAUCACACAAACGUACCUCUUCCAAUUCACCCAAAGCUUUGUCUUUGACAACUAUACUUGGAACGAUGACGGGUCGUUAUGUUCCAAAUACAAUGGGCACUGGAUUCCUUCGCAGAUACCUUAUUCAGCACUUAUACGAGGACCGAUCGUUGGGGAGCCAUUCCCAGACAAUGUUCACGCAUCCCCCGCAGUCAGCAGAGUAUACUUUGACCAAGUUUGCCCCAAAAAGCUCAAGCUUGCACGCAAUGCAGUUCACGCCGAUCUUGUCUCCAAAUUCUCGGCCGAGCUCGUCACGGACGCGUGGGUGACUACAAUCAGAGAAAUCGAGGAUCCGACCUGGGGGGUACGCCUGGCACUGAAGGACAUCUGGUCGUCAUUCUCGACCUCCCCCAUCAUCACCCACUUCGGAUGGUCCUCGCUUGUGGAACGUGCCUUCGAUCACAAUAGCGGGCUUAUCAUCCCCAAGACAUUGUCCAUGCCCACAAUAGCCGACCACCCGUUCACGUCCAACGCAGAACGAUACUCUCCGAUACCAGGCCUUCUCGCUAUCCAUGUUCGUCGUGGGGAUUACGAGCAGCACUGCCCACGUCUCGCUCAGAAUUCCGACGGCUUCGUCGGCGUCACGAACUUCCAAGACAUGCCUGACCAAUUCGUAGUCCUUCCCAAACAAGGCGGGGAAACUACUAUUGAUCACUUCGAACACUACCGCAGGCGAUGCUAUCCGACUGUCGGCGAGAUUGUGGAGAAAGUUGCGGAGAUCCGGACAAGCCCCGCUGGAACUGGGAUCAACCAGCUCUACAUCAUGACUAAUGGCCGACCUGUGUUCGUUCAAGAGCUCAAGGAAGCGCUGCUGGCGGCAGGAGAAUGGAACAUGAUAUCGAGUAGUCGGGAUCUCGUUCUCGAUUGGGACCAGAAGUUCGUUUCUCAGGCCGUUGACAUGCUUAUCGCACAGCGUGCCCAAGUCUUCAUCGGCAAUGGGUUCUCAACGUUGACCUCUACUGCUGUGAUGAUGCGUCUAGCCAAUAGCUUCCCGACGAAUAGCAAUAGAUUUUGGUAG
Messenger RNA from Dichomitus squalens LYAD-421 SS1, 1263 nucleotides. RefSeq lists its product as uncharacterized. The coding region runs from base 1 to 1263 and encodes 420 amino acids. The record is from RefSeq and is a predicted model, not a curated record. The transcript is spliced from 6 exons. Lineage: Eukaryota; Fungi; Basidiomycota; Agaricomycetes; Polyporales; Polyporaceae.